GAGCCGAAAUGGAAGUCCAGGUUCUCUUCACGUAAAAAAGACUGGGACCCACUUGCCCUGCUUAAACCCUCUCAAUGUCUCUCUUCCUCUCUGUCUGUCUCUGUUCAAAGCGUCAAGCUUUGGUUUUUUUUUUUUUUUUUGGUUGAUUUUGACACAUUUUCUUUCUUUCUUUCUUUCCCACUCUGCAUUUUCUUUGCUCUGCCGUCCAUCUGUCACUUCCGUGGCUCUGUACCUCGUAGACUCAAAUAUAGAUGGACAGAGGAUUGAAAAUAAUGGAAACUUUAACCAGCUUUGUCUGAAGAAGUCUUUAUCAUCUUCUUCUAAAGAGUUUUGGUCUGGAGGAUUUUUUUGGGGGGUUCUUCAGAAUUGAUGUGGUAUGGUGGAUUGGUUUGCUGAGAAAGUUGAAAUUUAGCUAUCAUGCUUUGGUUUUGAUUAGUGGAAGAGUCACGAGGUGGUAAAGAGGCCAAACGCCUUCGGAGAUUUAUGCAAUUUUGUGAAUGUUGAAUACAAUUUCUGGUUAGAGAAAAGGAAAAGAGUAUUAUUGUUUUGAGUGGCUGGGUAUGUUAGAUCUUAAAUCCGGCAGAUGGGGAUAGCACUUCCAAAGAAACCAGAUGGGUAUUUCAGAUCUUGGAAGAUGGCAGAUUGUUUUCUGGAAAUAUUCAGUGCUGAUGGGCGUUUCACAGAAGACUUCGGGUUGAGGAAAUGAGAAUUCAACUUGGGUAUUUGUCUUCACCUUUUGUUUUCUUACCAACUUCACCUUUUUAUGGGUAUUCAGAGAUGCAAACUUUCAAUAAAAGAAAUGGUUUACACAGCUAAAUCUAAUCACUUGGGUGCAAUGUUGAGAGCAUCGGCUUUUGGAUUUAUGAUCUCUUACCUGAUUAUUUCUGUUAGCUUUUCCAUAAUGAACUCGCUAAGUUGUAAUUGUGAUGAUGAGGGUCUCUGGGGCAUACAGAGCAUUCUAGAGUGCCAAAGAGUGAGUGAUUUCUUGAUUGCGGUAGCAUAUUUUUCGAUUCCCAUUGAACUCCUUUACUUUAUCAGUUGCUCUAACGUUCCCUUCAAAUGGGUACUCCUUCAGUUUAUUGCAUUCAUAGUUCUAUGUGGAUUGACCCAUUUGCUCAACGGAUGGACUUAUUAUGGCCCCCAUUCAUUCCAGUUGAUGCUUUCUCUCACCAUUGCCAAAUUCCUCACAGCCUUGGUCUCUUGUGCAACUGCCAUAACCCUUUUAACUUUGAUCCCUCUUCUUCUCAAAGUAAAAGUGAGAGAGCUUUUCUUGAAGCAAAAUGUGUUGGAAUUAGACCAGGAAGUUGGGAUGAUGAAGAGAAAGAAACAAGCUAGCUUGCAUGUUCGAAUGCUGACACGAGAAAUUCGAAAGUCACUUGAUAGACAUACCAUAUUGUAUACAACUCUGGUUGAGCUUUCCAAGACACUGGACUUGUACAACUGUGCAGUUUGGAUGCCAAAUGAGAAAAGAACAGAGAUGAACCUGACCCAUGAGUUGAAAUCAGGAUAUUCAAACAGUUUCCACCGUUCUAUACCUAUCAAUGACCCUGAUGUCUUAGAGAUAAGAGAGAGCAAUGGGGUGAGGAUUCUUCGGCCUGAAUCAGCACUUGCAGCUGCAAGCAGUGGUGAUUCUGGAGAGUCAGGUGCUGUGGCAGCAAUUCGAAUGCCUAUGCUUCGUGUUUCAAACUUCAAAGGGGGUACCCCGGAGUUGGUUGAUCCUUGUUAUGCUAUACUGGUUUUGGUUCUUCCUUGUGCAAAUUCUAGAAUCUGGAGCUGUCAUGAAAUGGAGAUCGUGGAAGUGGUCGCGGACCAGGUGGCUGUGGCUCUGUCUCAUGCUGAUGUCCUUGAAGAGUCCCAGCUAAUGAGAGAGAAACUGGGUGAGCAAAAUCGUGUACUGCAACAGGCUAGGAAGAACGCAAUGAUGGCCAGCCAAGCAAGAAACUCAUUUCAGAAGGUGAUGAGUCAUGGAAUGAGAAGGCCAAUGCAUUCAAUCUUGGGUUUGCUUUCAAUGUUUCAGGAUGAAAGUUUGACCAGUGACAAGAAGACUAUUGUAGACACAAUGGUUAAGACCAGCAAUGUCCUGUCAACUCUGGUUAAUGAUGUGAUGGAGAUUUCAGCAAAAGAUAAUGGGAAUUUCUUAUUGGAUAUGAGGCCUUUUCAACUACAUUCAAUGAUAAAGGAAGCUGCUUGCCUUGCCAAGUGCUUGUGUGUGUAUAAUGGCUUUGGUUUUGAAAUUAAUAUUCAGACCUCGUUACCUAAUCAGGUGAUAGGUGAUGAAAGAAGGACUUUUCAAGUAAUUUUGCAUAUGGUUGGAUAUUUAUUAGGUGUCUAUAAUGGAGGGGGAUCUGUCAUCUUCCGGGUUUUCUCCCAAAAUGGUAGUGAAGGGAGGGAUGAUAAGUCGCUGGGACUGUGGAGAUCAAGCAUACAAGAUGAGUACAUAUGUAUAAAGUUUGAGUUUGAAAUUAGCAAAGGAAGUCCUCAGGUGGAUGGAUCAAUCUCUGACACACUAUAUGCUGGUAGGAGGCACGAUGGCAAUGAAAUUAAGGAGGGCCUUAGCUUCAGCAUGUGCAAAAAGCUUGUGCAAAUGAUGCAGGGUAAUAUCUGGACUUCUGUAAACCCACUAGGUCUUGUACAAAGCAUGACACUUGUUCUCAGGUUUCGGAUCCGACCAUCUUUUGGAAGAAACAUUUUUCUCCCUGGAACUUCAAUAGACCAGCCAAAGCCCAUCACACAGUUCAGAGGCCUCCGGGUUGUACUUGCUGAUGAUGACGAUAUAAACAGGAUGGUGACCAAGAAGCUGCUUGAGAAGCUUAAUUGUCAAGUACUAGCUGUUUCUUCUGGGUUUGAAUGUCUUAGUGCUCUCACUGCAGCUGAAAAUCCCUACCGCAUUGUUCUUCUUGAUCUUCACAUGCCUGAAAUGGAUGGUUUUGAAGUGGCAAAGAGAAUCCGGAAAUUCCACAGCCGUAAUUGGCCUCUGAUAAUUGCACUGACAGCAAGCGCGGAGGAGCAUGCAUGGGAGAGAUGUCUACAAAUGGGAAUGAACGGAUUGAUUCGAAAACCUGUUCUCUUACAAGGAAUGGCAGAAGAACUCCAGAGAGUCCUUCAACGAGCAAGUGAAGUUUUAUAAAAGAGGAAGUCAGUCUUGCAGUUUCAAGUGGCAUUACAAAUUUCUGCCAAAUGUUUUUUCGAGGAUCUCAAAAGAGCAGGCCGUUAGGAAGAAAUCGCACUCAAAGAUGUUAAAAUCUUAGUAUUCAGUUGCGCAAUAUAGCUGCCAGUUUCUUCUAAAUGCUUAACCAUUUUGGGUGAUCAAGCAAAAUAUGAGAAAUAUAAAUAUCAUAUUUCACUUGGCCAAAUGAUAGCUGCAGGAAAUUUCAAAAUGAUAAAUAAAAACAAAGAUUAAACCAUGUAGACCGACUUGAGGAAAAGUCUUUGGACUUGGGAAAUGUACAUCUUUUUAACAUUACAACUACUUUGUUAUGAAGCUAGGAAAAUGGUACAUCAAAAUCAAUUGUGAAUUUCAUUUUCAUUUAUGAGAAAGUUGAAGCUCUUAUCAUAUCA
Ziziphus jujuba (common jujube) is the source of this 3558-nucleotide messenger RNA. RefSeq names its product protein EIN4. Lineage: Eukaryota; Viridiplantae; Streptophyta; Magnoliopsida; Rosales; Rhamnaceae. Gene Ontology annotation, molecular function: ethylene receptor activity; ethylene binding; phosphorelay sensor kinase activity. Gene Ontology annotation, biological process: response to ethylene; phosphorelay signal transduction system. The record is from RefSeq and is a predicted model, not a curated record. Gene Ontology annotation, cellular component: endoplasmic reticulum; endoplasmic reticulum membrane.